CGCCGGCGGGCGCGGCCGGCAGCGAUGCGGUACAACGAGCGGGAGCUGCUCUCGCUCUCGCGGCAGCCGGCCGAGAAGGCGGCCGAGAUCCUCAUGCGGGCGCCCAAGAAGGGAAGCGUACUGAAGAAACGUCUGGUGAAGCUAGUUGUCAAUUUUCUCUUUUAUUUCCGAACGGAUGAAGCAGAGCCCAUUGGUGCUUUGCUGCUGGAACACUGCAGGAUCCGCCAAGAAGAAGAAAAUGUUUUUUCUAUAGGUUUCCUUGAAGAACCAGACAGGAAGUACUACUUUGAGUGCGAUACGGCCGAGCAGUGCCAGGAGUGGAUCGAGGUGCUGCGGAGAGCCAGCUAUGAGUUUAUGAGAAGCAGCUUGGUCUUCUAUCGAAACGAGAUCCAGAAGAUGACGGGGAAGGAUCCUUUGGAACAGUACGGCAUCUCCGAAGAAGCUCGUUUCCAGCUGGGGGCAGGAAAGCUAUAAGCCCAGCUUGUUGGCUGGUACUGAGUCCUCACCCAGCCAUAAGGACUGAAUUGCCAGGCCUUCUCUCUUUGGUGGGGAGGGCAGCAGCGGCACUGUACACUGUUAAUUUUAACAAAACGCUGUUGUCCUUUGAUUUUAGUCCCUAAAGCAAAGGAAUUUUAUAGUUUUUAAAAAUAAUAAUAAGGGAAUCUUGACUACGUGCACCCUCUCUGAUCUGUUUUGGUGCUCCCUAAGAUUGUUCCUGGCACAGUAUUGCCUCCAAUCCUUGGUUGAAAUAACCUACCUCAAUAUUGCCUUUAAAAAUGUAUCUCCUUUACAAUGAGUUUCCAAAUUGCAUGCCGUUGGGAGAACGCUUAUAAAUCCAACAGCAAGAUGCCUGCUGUAACUCUGCCUGAUUCAGCUCUUCAGCUGUGGGGCACUUGACGAACGGGGCAUUCAGUCAUUCAUGGUGCAACACAGGAAGAGGCUGUCAAAGGUGGCUGCCACUUCCCUCUCUGCACAAGUCUCUGUUCUAGUUUGACUCUCUUCCCAACAGCAGGUUCCCCUGACCCCAAAGAACCAAGCAAAGACUUAAAAGAGUGAAAAAGAUUUGUCUCUGAAUAUGGAAGACUGAAAAGGCAGAGUCCUAGUGGGCUAAUAUGAUUGGGUAGCUCAACUGGUAUUACUAAAGCAGUUUUCCUAGGAUGUAGGUCCUAGGCUGCCAACAACAUUGAACAUCAGGUGUGAUAGCUCCCAUUUUUGUCUGCUUGAUGGACCAGAUCUGGAAGGCAUGUUCAAACAGACCUGACCCUGGUGCUUUGAUAGACUGGGGUUUAUGGCUUACCCCCCGUGGUACAGUCACUCUCUGCCAAAAUUAAGCUGAUACCAGCCAGUGCAGACUAGGGCACAAAAUGGUACACCUGAACCUUUCGGGGCCAGUGCUGCCCCGUGGCAGCAUUUCCUUACCUAAAGAGCACAGCUCCUCACCUCUUUGGGCUUCUUGUUGAAUGUAUGUAACAGAUGCUGUGAAAUUUCUGCGGGCAUUCAGAAAGCUCCCCUGACCUCCUCUGGAGAACAAUCAGCGCAUCGCUUGCAGGCUCUUCUGGUUCCCCUUUGUGGCUUCUACGUUAGUGGCUAACUGCUCCUGCUCUUCCAUGUAGCACAUGUGGAGUGAGAAAGGAACCUGUGCACACAAUGAUUUUCUCACACUCCCUCAAUAAAAACUGUUGUUUAAU
Molecule: messenger RNA, 1688 nt
Organism: Eublepharis macularius
Lineage: Eukaryota; Metazoa; Chordata; Lepidosauria; Squamata; Eublepharidae
Gene: PLEKHJ1
Product: pleckstrin homology domain containing J1
Exons: 6
Coding region: 25-474 (149 amino acids)
Biological process (GO): receptor recycling; endosome organization; retrograde transport, endosome to Golgi
Cellular component (GO): trans-Golgi network; recycling endosome; early endosome
Source: RefSeq, a predicted model, not a curated record